Messenger RNA from Salvelinus fontinalis (brook trout), 1497 nucleotides. RefSeq names its product C-type lectin domain family 4 member E-like. The transcript is spliced from 5 exons. The record is from RefSeq and is a predicted model, not a curated record. NCBI's taxonomy places the organism in Eukaryota, Metazoa, Chordata, Actinopteri, Salmoniformes, Salmonidae. The coding region runs from base 1 to 660 and encodes 219 amino acids.
AUGGUGGCAGGAGUGAGUAAUGCUGGGGAGCCUGACGCCUUUGAGCACCAGGGAGGGGGAGCGGGAGCAGAUGGGGAAAAUAUUCUAAUAAGAUAUCAAUCUAUUCUGUUCUCAGUCCAGAGAGAGCUGUUAUCCUCAGAGCUACAAGACUGUAAUGCCAACCUUACUAGGGUCAAAGAUCUCCUGGCAACCAUCCAAGGUUAUCAGCUGUGUUCUCCUGGCUGGGAGUUCUACAAUGGAUCAUGUUACUACUUCUCUCAAGACAAACUGACCUGGGAACAGAGUCAGUACGCCUGCAUCCGUGACGGAGGACACCUGGUCAUCAUAGAGAGUCAGCAGGAGCAGGAGUUUAUAAAACAGAGAGUUGUAACACUGGGAAUGGAUCCUUAUGAACACAGCCCCUGGAUUGGACUGACAGAUGAGAAGCAAGAGAAAGUGUGGGUCUGGAUGGACAAUACAGCUCUUAAUGAGAACCUCAAGUACUGGGACUCUAAAGAACCAAAUAACCAUGGGCCUAAAGGUGAAGUAGAAAACUGUGUCCGAAUUGGUCAACACUGUUCCAGAGAUAAAAAUUGUUGGUUUGACUUUCCAUGUGCCGAACCAUCUAAGAGAAUCUGUGAGAGUCGUGCAGUCUGUGAAAGUCGGCCAGCCACUCCAUAGUGAAGCCAAAUGUAGUGUAUUGAAUGAGUAACCAGCACAAGGCACCGUAUUGUUGAGUAGUAUAUAGGGCCAGUUUCCUUGACACAGAUCAAACCUACACUCUUAGAAAAAAGGGUUCCAAAAGGGUUUUUCAGCUGUCCCCAUAGGAGAACCCUUUUUGACUCCAGGUAGAACCCUUUUUAACUCCAGGUAGAACACUUGUGUGUUCCGUGUAGAUGAAGAACUCUCUGUUGAAAGGGUUCCACAUGGAACCCAAAAGGAUUCUACCUGGAACCAAAAACACUACUUCAAAGGGUUUUCCUAAGGGGAUGACCAAAAAAUAUUUUAGGUUUUAGAUAGCCCAUUUUUUUCUAAGAGUGUAUUGCUGGACUAAGCAUGUUCAAUGUCGUUUUGAUUAAUGUAGAGUACUACCUUCAUUUGAGCUUAUGUCCACACAACAAAUACUUCUGCUUUUAGCUAUAAUUGACUGUCAUACCUGUGUAGUUCCUCCACAUAGCCAGCUGGAUCUGACAGAUACUACUGAAAUGGAUUUAACUGUUCUAUAUAUAUUGGUAAAUAUGCUUUCUCAUGUAACAUUUGACAUGUUAGUUCAUUAACAGACGCUGUUGUCCACAGUGACCUACAAUUAGUACAUUUUAGUGAAUAAUUAGAUAUACAGAUCAAUACAGUAGUAUUAGAGAACAUAUUUAACCUGUAUGGUUUAGUCUGUAUGGUUUAACCUGUAUGGUUUAGUCUGUAUGGUUUAACCUGUAUGGUUUAGCCUGUAUGGGUUAGUCUGUAUGGUUUAGUCUGUAUGGUUUAGUCUGUAUGGUUUAGUCUGUAUGGUUUAGUCUGUAU